AGAAAUCGAUCUGGAAAGACGCGAAUACAUCGAGUUUCGCCGCGAAAACUCGAUGGAGAGCUCCGAUUCUGCGUCGGUUUUGAAAGAGAAUCCUAGCCAAUUGGAACCUCGUUAUCGAGUUGGAGAUAAGCUGUAUAAUCUGAAGGAGAGAGAGGGUUUAAGCAAAGGCGCCAAUGCGACGGGUGCGUUUGAAUUUAUCAAAAAGAAGUUUGAUUCGAAGACGAAAACGAAAACAGAGACAGAGAAAAGCCAAGAGUCUGUUUAUUUGAGUGAUAUUUUGAGGGAAUACAAGGGAAAGCUUUAUGUUCCUGAGCAAGUUUUUGGUCCAGAGUUAUCUGAAGAAGAGGAGUUUGAGAAAACUGUGAAAGAUUUACCAAAUUUGAGCUUGGAAGAUUUUAGAAAAGCUAUGGAGAAUGAUAAAGUUAAGCUGCUGACUUCCAAGGAAGUUUCUGGUGUUCCUUACACUAGCGGCUAUAGAGAUUUUAUUGUUGAUCUUAAGGAGAUUCCUGGAGUCAAGAGCUUACAGAGAACCAAAUGGUCAAUGAAGCUUGAAGUUGGAGAAGCUCAAGCUCUUCUGAAAGAAUACACCGGUCCGCAGUACGAAAUAGAAAGGCACAUGACGUCUUGGGUUGGAAAAGUGGCGGAUUUCCCAAACCCAGUCGCGUCUUCUAUAUCAAGUAGAGUGAUGGUUGAGCUAGGAAUGGUGACAGCAGUUAUUGCUGCAGCGGCAGUUGUUGUUGGAGGAUUCUUAGCCUCAGCUGUUUUUGCAGUCACUAGUUUCGCCUUUGUCACUACAGUUUAUGUUGUUUGGCCUAUAGCAAAGCCAUUCCUCAAACUUUUUGUUGGCAUCUUCCUUGGUGUUCUUGAAAAAUCAUGGGAUUACCUUGUUGAUUUUCUCGGCGAUGGGGGGAUCUUCUCAAGGAUUUCUGAUUUCUAUACAUUUGGUGGUGUAUCAUCAAGCUUGGAGAUGCUCAAACCAAUCCUACUUGUUGUCAUGACUAUGGUUCUUCUUGUUCGUUUCACACUGUCACGGAGACCAAAGAACUUUAGGAAAUGGGAUUUAUGGCAAGGGAUUGCUUUUUCUCAGUCUAAAGCAGAAGCAAUCUGGAGGCUGAGUCCUUAAAAGAGUUACACAGAUUUUAUAAAAAAAAAUUAGAAGG
Arabidopsis arenosa is the source of this 1160-nucleotide messenger RNA. The record is from the annotation of a GenBank genome assembly. Lineage: Eukaryota; Viridiplantae; Streptophyta; Magnoliopsida; Brassicales; Brassicaceae.